Hibiscus syriacus is the source of this 1391-nucleotide messenger RNA. Its product is annotated as phospholipase A1-IIgamma-like. Lineage: Eukaryota; Viridiplantae; Streptophyta; Magnoliopsida; Malvales; Malvaceae. The transcript has 2 exons. Bases 36 to 1181 code for a protein of 381 amino acids. Gene Ontology annotation, molecular function: glycerophospholipid phospholipase A1 activity. Gene Ontology annotation, biological process: lipid metabolic process. The record is from RefSeq and is a predicted model, not a curated record.
UUUAGAGUUUAUAAACCAAAGAAGAUAAAACAACUAUGGCAAUAGCUUCUCGAUGGAGAGAACUUAGCGGAGAGAAUAACUGGGAGGGUCUGUUGCGCCCUCUGGAUAUCGAUCUCCGCCGCUAUCUCAUUCACUAUUGUCAAAGGGCCGGAGCCGCCGGUGAUGCUUUCAAUGGGAUUAGGGCAUCCAAGGGUUAUGCCCAUAGCCUAUACCCUGCUGAUGAGUUUUUCGCUAGGGUUGGUCACGAAACCGGUAACUCUUACCAUUAUAAAGUGGUGAGCUUUAUAUAUGCUGCUACAGCUGCCGAUGAAGUUGCCUAUUUCGGAUAUGUCGCGGUGGCCACCGACCAAGGAAAAGCUGCUCUGGGAAGGAGGGAUAUUCUCGUUUCGUGGAGGGGAACCAUAACACACACCGAGUGGGCUAACGAUGCUAAUAUUUUUCAAACAUCGGCUAAAGAAUUGUUCGGACACGACAUUGUUCAGGUGCAUGCUGGUUUUUACAACAUCUAUACAAAGUCAAUUGCAAAUUCCCCUUAUGCCGAAACCAGCGCCAGGGAACAGGUUUGUAAAGUGUUGCAGCAGCUGAUAACUAUGUAUCAGAAUGAGGAGGUGAGCAUAACUGUGACAGGCCAUAGUCUGGGCGCUGCACUUGCAACCCUAAACGCUAUGGACAUUGCUCACAAUGGGUUCAAUAAGCCUGCAGGCAAUCCGAAUAAGGCCUUCGUGGUGACUGCUUUUCCGAUCGCGAGCCCCCGCAUCGGGAACAUGUUCUUCAGUGGCGUCUGUGAUAAACUCGAGAAUUUUCGUAUCCUCCGGAUUGUAAAUUCGACGGACCACGUUCCAAAGCUCCCGUUCUUACCAGGAAUCUACUUCCAUGUGGGAAAAGAGUUAGGGCUUGACGCGACCAAGUCACCCUAUUUGAAAUGGAAUAUUAGUGCUCACAAUUUGGAGGCUUACCAGCAUGCAAUUGCAGGGCAGCAAGAAAAUGGAGAAUUCAAACUGGAAGAAGAAGUUGGAUUUGAUAAUGCCGUCAUAAACAAAUACACUGAUGGUUUACUGGACGAAUACAAAAUACCAGAUAACUGGUGGACUAAGGAAUUGUUCAAAAACAUGGUUCAGGCGGACGAUGGGCACUGGAAGUUCAAUGACAUUGCCUUUGUGCCAGGUCCUCCACCAGCUUAAAUGGAUCCGUCCAUGCAUUAUUAUAAGUACCUCUACUUAUAUGUUUCCUGCAAAAUAAGUACCUCUACUUAUCUGAGUAGCAGGGUUUCCUUGAAUUAAAAUAUUGUUGGACGCCAAGCCUCUGUCGUUCAACAUGAUUGUGAUGUCUUGACUUUGUGUUUGUCUAUUACAUAUAUUUUAAAGAAUUAAGUUAUUAUUUUAUUUUUCCAA